AUGAAUCGUCUCCGCGAGCACUUUCGGCGCCGCAGCAGCUCCAACAGCACCAACUCUACCCAGCCACUAUCCAAAUCACCCACACUAAACCCCGCCGACAAGCGCAGAAGGAGUACCCAGACCUCCGUGCAUCAGCCCCCCGUGCGCCGUCUAUAUGUCACUUCCAGCUCGCAGGACUUCGACACGCGCAUCCUACACCGCUUCCAGGCGGAGGGCUUCAAAGUCGAGUAUCUGCCUUUCGUCGAUACCAACGAGAGCCCGGAGAAGAAUCGCAAGGAACUAGAGAAGUUGCUGAAUGAACGGGAGGAUGAUCUAGAGCCGGGGGAGAAGUUCGCUGUUGUUGCAUACAACCGCCCCGCCUACCACCUCCUCUGCUCGCACCACCAAUCCACAACAUCCACAAACCCCUUCCCACGCCUCUGCGCCCUAGCAACCUACUACCCGGACAUCCCCGCCGGCCAACAAGACUGGCUAUGUCCCUACCAAACGAAUGCGUCGUCGCCGCCGCCCACCGUCUUCCCAGCGUCGACAACCUCCACAGCGACGGCCUCCUCCUACGACAUGCUCUCGCUCCUCCCGAUCCAGAUCCACCUCCCAGGCCAGCAGAAGCCCUCCCUCUGGGACGACUACAGCACGCACCCGCUCAAGAAGCGCCACCGCUGCCAUCUAUUCUUCUACCCGGAGUCGGAAGCAGGGUUCGCCGAGUCCACAUCCUCCAGUGGUUCCCCCUCAUCCUACGACGCCAUCAGCGCCCGUCUCGCAUGGACCCGCUCCCUCGAGUGCCUCAAACGUGGCUUCGGCUGGCCCGGCAGCACCUGGACAACCCCCGACAUCGAAGACCUCUGGGAACAAUACUGGCGCAAGCUGCAAGAAACGCCCCGGGGCCAGGACCCGACCACAAACACAGACGGCCCCAUAAACCUAACCCUCACCAACGAAGAGGACUUCGACACCGACACGGACACACCCGUCCCCAAACCCCGACUCAGCUCAACAAGCUCCGGCCCACCCCCCCUCACAACAACCAACAACACGGAACCCAACCUCCUCGACCUCAACCCACACAUAGACUGCUCGCCCACAAUGCUCGGCGGGGCCCCCAGCCAGAAAAUGCGCCUCCUCUCCCGCACAGUAGGCGUCGACCGCGUCGUCGACGAGCUGCUACUCACAUUUACACACACGGAGGAGAUCCCCUGGAUGCUGCCUGGUGUGCCGCCGACGGGGAAGGACGUGCGCGUGCUGCUGGUUAUGACGGGUAGCUUUGUGGGCGGGCGGAUGGCGAGGUUGGGGGUUUAUUGGGAUCAGGCAGGCGUGCUUGUGCAGGUGGGACUUUUGGAUCCGAUGCUUGUUCCCGGGGGUUUUAGGGCGAUCGGGAGGAAUAGGCGCGGCUCGGAAGGGGUGGAGAGGUUGCCUGUUGUUGGGGUGGAGGGGGUGGAGAGGAUGUUGGAGGAGUAG
This is a messenger RNA of Aspergillus campestris IBT 28561, 1455 nucleotides long. Its product is annotated as dienelactone hydrolase. The record is from RefSeq and is a predicted model, not a curated record. Lineage: Eukaryota; Fungi; Ascomycota; Eurotiomycetes; Eurotiales; Aspergillaceae. Bases 1 to 1455 code for a protein of 484 amino acids. Gene Ontology annotation, biological process: polyketide metabolic process. The transcript has 3 exons.